UACAAAGAAAUAUUUGUACUGGCAUUUCUAGUUUGCCUCUCAAUCUGUGCCCAAACUGUGCUUGGAAAAUGUAUAACACUUUUGGAAUUAAAUCAUUCAAAAUUGAAAAUCCUAAAAUCAUUUAAAAGAAAAUCUUGAAGAACGAACGAACGAGAUCCUCAGACUCGCAUAUGGAGGCGAUUUGCCAUUUUUUUCGUACCAAUUAUAUAUUGGCUAACUGUGAGGAUGUGAUAUCUAAGAAGGCAUUCUCUUUGAAUCUUUCCCAUUACCAAAUGGCCGAGCUGCCGGAAAUAAUCAAGCGUUGUGAUACGUUGAUGAAGUUGUAUCUAAAUCAAAAUAUAUUAACAAAGGUACCAUCCAGCCUUGGCAAUUUGUUUCGAUUGCAAGUCCUGGCGCUGGAUUACAACAAGCUAACCGAAUUUCCCAUGUGCAUAUGUCAACUGGUCAGAUUGAAAUUCCUGAAUGUCAGUUGUAACAAUAUUAUUUGCCUACCACCAGAACUGGGAAAUCUUACGGCAUUGGAAACCUUUUGGUGCAAUAAUACAGGCCUACGAAUCCUGCCAGCUGAAAUAUCCAACUGUGAACGUCUUCAGACUCUGGGAGUUCGAGGUAAUCGACUGCGAACAUUGCCAAGCUCUAUGGGAACGCUCUCGGAAUUGCGUUGGUUUACGGCUGAAAACAAUGAGCUAAGUGAGGUGCCAUCGACAUUUGGAUUACUGCAAAAUUUGGUACAUCUGAACUUGAAGGAAAAUCAACUGAGUCGAUUUCCACGCUUGCUUAUAUCAAUGCCGAAUCUGAAAUUCGUCUUUCUUAAUCAAAACCUAAUUGUCGACGCUCCAACACGAUCGGAUUUGGAGCAAUUACAAUUUCUACGCAUGUUAAAUUUGUCAAAGAAUCCCAUUAGCACGCAAGCUGAAUUGCAAAAACUGGCACAGCAACAAACCAAUAUCUACGUCGAGAUGUCGGAUGAUCUGCUUCAUGACUCGGCAAUUACACUUGGAAGAUACAGUCCUAAUACACAGGAAGAGGCAAAUGCGAAUCCGAACCACGAAUCCUCCUCGGAUUGGGCCAAUAGCGUACGUACAAGCCAAUUAGACAGUUCAGACGAGAGUACAUUAGAGAACACCAUUGAGGAUAUAAGUGUAAUGCUGCCGGAAAUGUCUCGUUAUGUUACGACGUUCUAGGACAUUAAAGAAUAUAAAUCUGUUGUGAA
Molecule: messenger RNA, 1213 nt
Organism: Drosophila innubila
Lineage: Eukaryota; Metazoa; Arthropoda; Insecta; Diptera; Drosophilidae
Product: leucine-rich repeat-containing protein 10
Exons: 3
Coding region: 171-1184 (337 amino acids)
Molecular function (GO): protein binding
Source: RefSeq, a predicted model, not a curated record